AUGGAAGUGAAUACGUUCCGGGAGCAAACCCUCCACCUGCUCGAGAGAAUAGCACAGUCUCAGACAGCCCUAGAAAAGCGCCUCGCCACGAUGGAAACAAUGCUCUCCCACCACGAUACGCAGCCGCCGCAACACCCAACCUUUCCGCAAUUCCGUCAGCUGCCUCCCGAACUACGACUUCGAGUCUGGUCCCUCGUCGCCGUACCUUCACGCGUCCUCCGUCUAGACGCACGGGACGGGAAGAAAACCAAGUCGAACAAAUCAUCUUCGUCACCGCCGCUUUUACGCCCGCCCGCCAUCGCCGGAGCGUGUCGUGAGUCGCGGGCCGUGGCGACGAAGCAUGGGGCGCUGGCGAGACUCACGUAUGAAGGGAGUGAGACGGGUAAAGGAGGCAGGACGCGGUGUUAUUGGUUUGACGGGGACCGCGACGUGCUUGAGUUGGACAGCUGGGUUGACGUCGAGGGAGACGAGCCGCGAGGGAUCAGGGAUCUCGUGCAGAGGGCGCGGCAUGUGCUUGUUGGUCGCGCUGAGGCGGAGUGGUAUGCCCGUCUAUUCGAGCGCGGGGCGCUGGUGAAGCGCGUAAGUUUGAAGUUUGAUGCGUUGGGUGUGCGGUGUAGUACGCAUGGCUGGGACGCCGUCAGAUGUAUGUUUGGCGGCGGCGGCGGCGGCGAAGCUGAGACUUCUAUCGUCGUUACGGACUUGGAGGACGCGGAUGAGAUUGCGCGUGUGAAGAGCGUGCUGGGCUCUGGGUGGCGGAACCCGGUGUUUUUGGAGUUUGAUCUGGAGCUCUGGGCCAGGAGCGGGACGGAGAGGGUUGGACGGGCUGUGAGGGAUGACAAGUGGAUGAGGAGGUUGAAUGGUACUUGGGCGAGUGAGGUUGCGAGGGGGUGGGUUAUGGCUCAGGCUGGGGCGUCUAUACCAGGAAAAGAGGGCAAAGAAACGAAGGAUUUACGACCAGGGGAGGGCGUUGCGAUGGUGAUGAGAGACUUGGAAGCCUCGGAGACGAAGAAACGCAUUGCGAGGGCAGCGGCUUUGGAUGUCGAAGACAGAUUUGUGAGGGAGGCGCUUCUGGGUAUGCCCGAAGUCAGGUUUGUGAGAGCUUUUUGUCGUGAUGAAGACUACGAUACCUGCCAUUCAUAG
Messenger RNA from Colletotrichum acutatum, 1140 nucleotides. RefSeq lists its product as uncharacterized. The transcript has a single exon. Bases 1 to 1140 code for a protein of 379 amino acids. The record is from RefSeq and is a predicted model, not a curated record. Lineage: Eukaryota; Fungi; Ascomycota; Sordariomycetes; Glomerellales; Glomerellaceae.